Molecule: messenger RNA, 1644 nt
Organism: Phragmites australis (common reed)
Lineage: Eukaryota; Viridiplantae; Streptophyta; Magnoliopsida; Poales; Poaceae
Product: probable WRKY transcription factor 27
Exons: 3
Coding region: 243-1466 (407 amino acids)
Biological process (GO): regulation of DNA-templated transcription
Cellular component (GO): nucleus
Molecular function (GO): transcription cis-regulatory region binding; DNA-binding transcription factor activity
Source: RefSeq, a predicted model, not a curated record
GCACCGAGCUAGUACUUGCCAUAGACAAUGUGCACAUCUAGGUGUGCGUGAUCAGUGCAUCCGGGCGCAAUCUUUUAUCCCCUGCUGCUGUUGCCGCCGCCCAGCCGCCGUGCCCACCACCUGCCGUUGACAUCACAGCGAUCAGGUUCGCGAGCCAUUGCCCCUGCGCGCUGCGUCAUGCCACCUCUCUGAAUGCUCCCAGCCUACGCGUCUCGGUACAUGCGUACGCCGUACGCGUAUAUAUGCGGUGCCCGCGCGCGGGGCCGGGUUCUGCUUGUGCGAAAGGUCAACUCCCCCCCAUCCUCCUCCCCAGACGAGCAGCACACGUCCCUCCUCCUCGCCUCGUCAAAGGCUCAAAAGCGUUCAUGCGCGGCCAGCUGCUGCUCAUGGAGAACUUCAACGAUUGGGACCUGCAGGCCGUCGUCAGGAGCUGCAGCUUCUCCCACCCCCACGCCGGUGAUCGCUACGCUGCGGCGCGGCAAGCGGGAGCGGGGGCUCCGGAGACGGCGCCGGCGCCGACACCGCCGGGCGAGCAGCUGGAGCGUGCUGCACCGUCAUGUGCGCAGGUGGCCGACCGGGGACCGGCGCGGCUGGCGCCCGCGGCGGGGAUGGCCACGGACGCGUCGCGGAUGGCCACGGACGCAUCGCUGCUGUACGACCUGGAGUACCUGGAUUUGGAUCGCAAGCCGUUCUUGCUGCCGCCCACGACGUCGUCGCGGGCGCCGGCGCCGGCGCCGGCGCGGGCGGGGGACGACAGCCGCGAGGUGAUGAUCUCCUUCCCGGCGGCGGCCGCGUCCGGGAUGCAGCCGAGGGCGGUGCCGCCCGGACGGAAGCCGGGUGCGCGCACCCCGCGGCCUAAAAGAAGCAAGAAGAGCCAGCUGAAGAAGGUGGUGCGCGAGAUGCCCGUGGCCGACGGCGGCGCGUCGUCGUCCGACCCGUGGGCGUGGCGCAAGUACGGCCAAAAGCCCAUCAAGGGCUCGCCUUAUCCGCGGGGGUACUACAAGUGCAGCAGCAUGAAGGGGUGCAUGGCGCGGAAGCUGGUGGAGCGCAGCCCGGCCAAGCCUGGGGUGCUCAUCGUCACGUACAUGGCCGAACACUGCCACCCCGCGCCCACGCAGCUCAACGCGCUCGCCGGCACCACGCGCCACAACAAGUCGUCCUCCGCCGCCGCCGAGGACCACCCGGCGUUGUCGUCCAGGAGCCACGAGGGGGGCCCUGCUGCUGUCGACGACAGAGCCAACGAGAAGGCGAGGUGCGACGUCGACAACAGCGAGGCGUCGACAGCGCCGAUGGCCGCGGAGUGGGGCGCCGAGGAGACUGCUGCCGCGGCCGACGACGACAACGAGUUCUGGCCGGCCAGGAUGGAGCUGGACGAGCUCUUGGCGCCCGUGGACGACGACUUCGACUUCGAUUUUGAUCAUGUGACCGAGGAGGACGGCGUGCUGGGACGGCGGCUCUCGCUCUAGCUGGAGGUGGUCGCUGUAAUUUCAGAACCAUCAAUUGCGACAGAGAUACUGACACCAAGAGAAUAGAUGUAUAGGCCUCUUUUGUGUGUGUGUUUCUGACAGGAUCCCCAAAACCAAAUGCUGAAAUUUCCAUAUGCAUAUGUGCACUUGCGUAAUCUCUGAGAAGGCGUUGCGCAUU